CAAUAGUUAUUUACACACCAUCACGGAUUCUGACUUUCUAUGUUGAGCUGAGAAGACCGCAUUUUCCUUGUCGGAUGAUCAGAAUUACAACGUGUUCGAAUUUGGAGUGAUGAAGGAUAAGAGUUCUGCUACCACGUCUUUCCUCAAGCGAAUUCUAGUCAAUUGUUCAGCUCAGGCCAAACAAUAUGGUACAUGUGUUUCCUCAAGGGUCCCAGAAGUUGAAAAAGACAUGUGUUUAAAAGAAUUCCUUGUGUUAAAAAGUUGCAUGCAGAAUGUGCUACGAAGAAAGUUCUGAGUUAAAGAAAAUACAACUGAGCAGUAAAUACUUCAAUUGCCUUGUCUGACUCAUCGAUCUCUCUCAGCUUUAUUUAUUACCGCUUAUCUAGGUUACAACCUGCCGACUGUAUAGUUUCGUAAUCAAGGAAGAGAAAA
Molecule: messenger RNA, 432 nt
Organism: Erythranthe guttata (spotted monkey flower)
Lineage: Eukaryota; Viridiplantae; Streptophyta; Magnoliopsida; Lamiales; Phrymaceae
Source: RefSeq, a predicted model, not a curated record